UCAAAUCCCUUUUGAUUGGAGAAUUUCCCGCCUACAGUCUGAGGAAUUUAAUCCACAGUUCUAGCAGCCAUUGAUGCACCACUCUCAACUCCUUCACCAACUGAAACAAUGCAUAAAAUUCCAAGCUCUUAUAGAAGGCCAAAAUAUCCAUGCCCACAUACUCAAAACCGGGCUAGACUGUUAUUUACCCCAUUUUUCCAAUGUCCUGAUAGAUUUAUAUGGAAAAUGUGGCCUCGUUCAAGAUGCCUUGAAGGUGUUCGAGAAAAUGCUUCACAGAGACUUGUUCUCUUGGGCAUCAAUUUUAACCGCUUAUAACCAAGCAUACCUUCCCCACCGAACUCUUUGCCUGUUUACCAAGAUGUCCUGGCUGGAUUACCUAAAGCCUGACCAUUUUGUUUUCUCGACCCUGAUCAAGGCUUGUGCCAGCUUGAGUAAUGUAAGGCUUGGCGAACAAGUGCAUGCCCGAUUUGUAGUAUCACCGUAUUCACAUGAUGAUGUUGUUAAGUCGUCUUUAGUUGAUAUGUAUGCGAAAUGUGGAUUUCCUGAUAAUGCUCGUAUUGUUUUCGAUUCAAUUUGUUCGAAAAAUUUGUUUUCUUGGACUGCUGUAAUAUCAGGGUAUUCUAGGAGUGGUAGGAAAUUUGAAGCUGUUCAAAUGUUUCAAAGUUUGGAAGAUAAGAAUGUGUAUGCUUGGACGGCAUUAAUAUCUGGAUUGGUGCAGAAAGGACAUUAUGUUGAUGCAUUUGAACUUUUUGUGGAAAUGAGAAGAGAAGGGGUUGAAAUCACGGACCCCUUUGUUCUGUCAAGCAUCACUGGAGCUGCUGCUAGCUUAGCAGCAUUGGAGCUUGGAAAGCAAGUGCAUUGCUUGGUUUUGACCCUUGGUUAUGAAUGUAGCAUGUUUGUUAGUAAUGCGCUUGUGGAUAUGUAUGCUAAAUGCAGUGAUGUGUCCAUUGCAAAGAAGAUUUUUGACAGCAUGUGGGAGAGGGAUGUGGUUUCUUGGACCUCAAUUAUAGUCGGUAUGGCACAGCAUGGGCGAGCCGGUGAAGCAUUGGUCCUUUAUGAUGAGAUGAUUAUGGCUGGACUGAAGCCAAAUGAGGUGACUUUUGUAGGACUAAUAUAUGCCUGUAGUCAUGUGGGAUUGGUAGAAAGAGGUCGUGGACUUUUCAACUCAAUGGUCAAGGAUUAUGGAUUGCUUCCAUCUCUGCAUCACUAUACGUGCUUAUUGGAUCUAUAUAGUCGAUCAGGGCAUCUUGAUGAGGCAGAAGAUCUCCUUACAGCAAUGCCUUUCCAGCCUGAUGAGGCUGCCUGGGCAGCCUUAUUAUGUGCUUGUAAGCGGCAUGGAAAUAUCAAAAUGGGUGUUAGGGUGGCUGAUCGUCUACUGAGCUUAGGACCAGAAGAUCCUUCAACUUGUAUACUGCUGUCUAACGCUUAUGCUGGAGCUGGUAUUUGGGAAAAUGUGUCAAAGGUGAGAAAGUUAAUGACACAUAUGGACACAAAAAAGGAGCCUGGUUACAGUCGGAUUGACCUGGGAAAGGAAAGCCUUGUUUUCUAUGCUGGGGAGUCAUUGCAUCCUAUGAGAGAUGAGAUUUCUACUCUGCUUAAAGAGAUGGAUGCGGAAAUGCGGAGAAGAGGUUAUGUGCCUGAUACUAGUUUGGUUUUGCACGAUAUGGGGCAGCAAGAGAAAGAAAGACAGCUCUUUUGGCAUAGUGAGAGAUUGGCUGUGGCUUAUGGGCUGCUAAAUUCUGUUCCAGGGGCUGUAAUACGCAUAGUAAAAAAUCUGAGAGUUUGUGGAGAUUGUCAUAAUGUGCUCAAGUUUAUUUGCUCCAUAACAAAUAGGGAAAUUGUUGUUAGGGACUCCACCCGGUUCCAUCAUUUCAAAGACGGGAAGUGUUCAUGUUGCGACUUUUGGUGAUCACUGAUCACGGAGGAGAAGGUGGUAGGGUUAUAAUAGCU
Molecule: messenger RNA, 1950 nt
Organism: Coffea eugenioides
Lineage: Eukaryota; Viridiplantae; Streptophyta; Magnoliopsida; Gentianales; Rubiaceae
Product: pentatricopeptide repeat-containing protein At4g14050, mitochondrial-like
Exons: 1
Coding region: 74-1909 (611 amino acids)
Biological process (GO): RNA modification
Molecular function (GO): RNA binding; zinc ion binding; protein binding
Source: RefSeq, a predicted model, not a curated record